UAUGACUUAAAAGUGUUGUACUUGUUGGCAAACUCUCUUUGCAUGAGAGGUGCAGGUUGAAAAUGCUUUUAUCCAGUACCAUGAUUCUCUCUAAUUCUCCAAUUGCAUCCCCUUCACUACCAACUUCAACGGGUGCCAAGUUGGAAACUUUUUCCCUGAAAAAUGAUGGGGUUAUCAGAAUUAGAGGAGCUACUGCUUCUUCAGUGGCACCCAGAAUCCGAAAAACAGCAACAUGUUCUGUAUCGAAAGAUGGUAAUGCCUCUGUUGAGACUGAUGUACCUUUCCCUGCUGAUUACUCUGAGCUUCUGGAACAAGCCAGAGUAGCUGCAGAUUUGGCUAUAAAGGAUAACAGACAGCUAAUGGAGAUUGAGUUUCCCACAGCUGGACUCGGGUCUGUGCCAGGUGAUGGGGAAGGUGGAAUUGAAAUGACUGAGAGCAUGCAAUUGAUUCGUGAAUUUUGUGACCGCUUCAUUAGUUCAGAGAAAGCCACACGAACAAGAAUAUUUUUUCCAGAGGCUAGCGAAGUUGACUUUGCCAGACAAUCAGUUUUUAGUGGAUGUUCUUUUAAGUUGGACUAUUUGACAAAGCCUUCAUUCUUUGAAGAUUUUGGCUUUGUUGAGAAAAUAAAAAUGUCAGACAGGGUGAAGACCGGAGAUGAACUUUUCUUGGUUGGCUACCCAUAUUUUAAUGUCAAUGAAAUACUUGUUGUGGAAGAACUUUAUAAAGAGGCGGUCUUGAACACUGAACGGAAACUGAUUAUUUUCAAUGGAGAACUCGAUCGCAUAAGAUCUGGAUAUUAUCCAUCAUUCUUCUACCCAAAGCUUGCUGCACUUACGAAGACCUUCCUACCUAUGAUGGAAACUGUGUAUUACAUUCAUAAUUUCAAGGGCCGCAAUGGAGGAACACUUUUUAGGUGCUAUCCAGGACCCUGGAAGGUCCUUAGAAGAGUGGGGAAUAGGAAAUAUGUUUGUCUACAUCAGCAGAAUAGUAUGCCAUCCCUCAAGGAAGUUGCCCUUGAGAUUCUUCCAUCUGCUUGAUAAAUACUUAUGCUACCUUAUUAUGUGAUGAGCAACAGGGGUUGGUCUCCAGCUCUUUUGCAGAGAUUUUGAAAGGACUCUACACACUUGCCAUUUGAUUAACGAAGUAUUGAAGUUGGGGCCCAAAGAAAUGGCGUUUUCUAGCAUAAAAGUGGUGUCAAUGAGUAGCAAGUUGUUACUUGUACAGUUUAUAAAUUCAUCUUUCGUCAUUUGUGUGUGGACUAUUGUGUAGAACUUUAUCAGACCAUCACAAUCACUGAUUAAAAGAAUCACUUUGUGUUUUUCGCUGUUUUUUUUUUGUUAUAAUACAAAUGAAGAUAAGGUCCUGUAUUUUGGUAAACAAAAGGUGGUGGCUUGUUAUUAAUCUUUGCUAUUGACGAUAAUUGGUUCAAUGUUGUACUUGUAUCUUUUUAAUUAUGAAUAUAUAUAUUUUGUUU
This is a messenger RNA of Glycine soja, 1474 nucleotides long. RefSeq names its product protein LOW PSII ACCUMULATION 3, chloroplastic-like. NCBI's taxonomy places the organism in Eukaryota, Viridiplantae, Streptophyta, Magnoliopsida, Fabales, Fabaceae. The transcript is spliced from 10 exons. Bases 63 to 1037 code for a protein of 324 amino acids. The record is from RefSeq and is a predicted model, not a curated record.